Molecule: messenger RNA, 2013 nt
Organism: Anguilla anguilla (European eel)
Lineage: Eukaryota; Metazoa; Chordata; Actinopteri; Anguilliformes; Anguillidae
Exons: 3
Coding region: 185-385 (66 amino acids)
Biological process (GO): endoplasmic reticulum unfolded protein response
Cellular component (GO): endoplasmic reticulum
Source: RefSeq, a predicted model, not a curated record
CUAGCCUUUCUCUCUCUUCCGCAACUUGCAGCUGUUCUCGAUAGGGUCGGAGGUUGUACGGCACAAAGAUUCACCACAAAGACUCACCACAAAGACGACAUUGCGUACGAUUUGUACAUAAACCGAGGUGCAAGAAUAGCGACUAUAUAUUUGUUUAGCCUGUAUUUGGCUUAAAGUUUGCAUCAUGUCGGCGAUCCAGCGAAUGAAAGUGGCCAACGAAAAACACAGCAAGACUAUCACACAGCGCGGACACGUUCAGAAAACAACGCGGGUGGUGAAUGAGGAUAAGUCACCAGUGGGGCCAUGGCUUCUGGCACUCUUUGUCUUUGUAGUGUGUGGAUCAGCCAUCUUCCAGAUUAUCCAGAGCAUCAGGCAGGGUUUGUGAUGAGCAUGUGUAACAAGUCACCACCAGCCAUGAAGAACCAGCUGACCCUGUGGCGUGAUAACCCCAUGAACUAUCCACACGCACCCCCCCUUCCCCCCUCCCUGCUUGGUUAAAUAUUCUAUCCUUUACUUAUCUUUACUCUGAAGUUUACUAUGAGUAAUCUUAGGUUUUGCAAACUGUGAAAAGACAGAUUUUCUCAGCAAUAUGGUAUUACUGUAGUUGAUAGGAUUAGAUCAUGACUCCCCCUAACUCUGAAAGGUAGAGUUGUUCCUAAUUUGGAUGGGCUGACAGUUUAUUUAUAGUAUAACCUUUUAAAUAUUACUGAUGGAAGAAACCUGAAUCCGGAGGUCUUUGUACAAAAAAAAAACCCUGCUGAGGUUUUUUUAUUGGGUUGCUUUGAAUGUCAUGUUUUUAUGAAAUAUUCUGGGCAUUGGGACAUUUGCUUCCAUUUUCCAGAUUUGGGUUGAAAGACAUGCGACCUUCAUGCUUAUUUACAGAAUUUAUAGUAUCAAAUUUAAGACGUGGGAAAGAAAAUAAUUUGAUGACUAGAUUGAUAGACAUUGGUUUGCUCUGUGCAUGAGGGCUCAGUUAUUACAAAACCUGUGGAGACGUCAAAGUGUAGGAAUUGGGUUGAGAGCCUUAUUCCAGGUUUACAGAAAUGCAUAUUUUCUAGUUGAUUUAUUAAUAUCUGUACUGUAUUUAAGUGCUGUCUGCGUUGCCAUUUUAUACCAAGCAUUAAUUUGUGUAUGUUAGCUCUGAGCUUUACAAAUUAAAUUCAGGACCACAAUCCAACACACACUCACACACAUAUUCUUGUGUUCAUUAUUUUAUAUUCACAUAUUCAUUAUUUCAUUAAAUUCAGUUUUUGCUUCCAUUUUGGGUAUCUUCUGGACAUCACUUACAUUCUCCUAGUAGUUUGUUUACCAAGGAAAUAUUAUUGCUCAUAAUCUUUUAAAUGUACUUUGCUUGUCUUUAGAAACAAUUUAUUGAUACAUAAAAGUUUUAGAUAUGAAAAAUGUUAAAUGACAGUCUUUUUAUUUGGUUAUAAAUCUAUGGGUAUGUUUUAGUUAAGUUGCACUUAUCAUGCACUGGAUUAUUGCUACCCAUAUUGAACUUGUAUUUAUCUUAUUUUAAAUAUGAAAACACCUUUGUGAGUGUCAAAUUGUUUUAUGACUGUUGUAAAAUGCAAUUUCAAGGUUCAUCACUAAAAAGGGCAAUAAAAUUUACCAAGGUUGAAUGUGUUUAGCAAAAUACACUGAAAUAAAAACAAGAUAGAUUCAAUCAGUAAACAGACAUACCUGUAAUCUUGAUUAACACAGGUCAGAGGAGAAUGGGCUACAGAUGCCCAGGUCUCAUCACCUUUCAUUUGCUCCAUACACUGCUGAAUAUUCUCACUCAAAUACUGUGCUGAACACCCCCUAUUGUGUUUGUGAGGUACGCAGAAACCAAUUGGGCUUCCCUUCAAUUUAUAAUGGCAGAUUUUAACUGAAGCAGCUUGUAAUUACCAGGAUGACAAGAAAAUGCUUUUGCGUGUCAGCAUCAAUAGCCAUAGUGCGACCAUAAUACUGCCUCUCACUGGACAGAUGCUAUGCAAGGGUUUUAUACAAAUAAAUAUUUUCUCAAAAACA